AUGGCAGAGGCAGUGCUAAACCUUGUGAUUGCAAAUUUGGUCCCGUGGCUUGUUCAUGAAGCUACGUUGUUAAGAGGAAUCCACGGAGAAAUAAGUGAAGUUGUAGAUGAGCUGCAAAGCAUUCAAUCUUUCAUCAAGGAUGCAGAUGAAAAGGCAGAAAAAGAUGAAGAAGAGAUCAGCCAUAGUGCUAAAACAUGGGUGAGGAAACUACGCGAAGUAACUUAUCAGAUUGAAGAUGUGACAGACAAUUAUGUGCUUCAGAUGGCCACAGAAGCAGCACAACGUGAGCAGUGUAAGCCAAGGCUAAUGGGGUCCUUUGCGCGGCUGGUGUGCUGGAUUGUUAGUGUUAAACCACGCCAUGUGAUGGCACAAGAGAUCAAUCAGGUUAAACAGACUAUCCAUGGUAUCAGAGAAAAGGGUCAGAGUUAUGGGUUCAGCAGCAGCUCUUCUUCGGCUAUGGUUAGGAGCACGACUAAUGAAUCAAAACACGACCCUCGUGUGAGUUCAUUAUUCAUCGAGGAGGCUGAAGUUGUAGGAAUUGAGGGAGACAGAGAGAAUUUGAUUAGUUGGUUAGUAAGUGGAGAAACAAAACGAGCUGUGGUUUCUGUUGUAGGUAUGGGUGGACUCGGGAAGACAACUCUUGCAAGGAAAGUAUUCGACAGUCAGACUGUAACAAACCACUUCAGCAAUCAAGCUUGGAUAACAGUUUCACAAAGUUACAAGGCAGAGGAACUUCUAAAGAAAACUCUAAAGGAGUUUUACAAGGCAAGGAAAGAGUCUCCUCCUCCAAAGAUCGAUAAUAUGGAAGAGACUCCACUCAUAUUUGAGCUUAGAGAAUAUUUGAGACAAAAGAAAUAUAUGGUUGUUUUUGAUGAUGUGUGGUCAGUAGAAUUCUGGGAUUUCAUUAGGCAUGCUUUGCCUAAUGAUAAUAAUAAUAGUCAAGGUAGCAGGGUAUUGAUCACAACGCGCUCUGAUGAAGUUGCUUCUUCAUGCAACACUUCAUCUCGUGAUCAUAUAUACAAGCUGAACCGGCUGCCAGAGGACAAAGCCUUAGAGCUGUUUUGCAAAAAGGUAUUUCAUCAUUCUUCUGACUCUAGUUGUAAUGAUGUAAAACAAGUUCCACCAGAGUUGAGGGAGUUGGCCAACAACUUUGUUAGGAGAUGUGAAGGCUUGCCGCUAGCAAUAGUUACAAUUGGAGGUUUGCUGUCAACUAAAAGAAAAGAGGUGUAUCAAUGGCAGGAGCUUGAAAAAAACCUAGGUUCUGAACUGGUCACAAAUCGUCGUCUCUCAAAUAUGACCCGGAUUUUGUCUCUGAGCUACUACGAGCUGCCAUACUAUCUAAAACUUUGUCUGAUGUAUUUUGGGAUGUUGCCUGAGGAUUACUCAAUUAGACAUGCACGACUGUUACGACUAUGGAUAGCAGAGGGUUUUGUGAAAGGAGCAAGAGGGAAAUCCGCAGAACAGGCUGCAACAGAAUGCCUGGUAGAGCUUGUAAAUAGAAGUUUGGUUCAAGUCUCAGAAGUAGAUGUUGAUGGAAAAAUCAGGAAAAUCAGAGUGCAUGAUUUGAUGCGUGAAAUCAUCCUCUCAAAGUCUAAGGAAUUGAGAUAUGGUCAUGUAUGGGCAGAUGAAGAACACAGCUCAAGCAGCUUUGGUGAUUUAGCACGCAGGCUAUCAAUUCAUGGAUCAUGCACCGAUGAUGAUGUCCUCAAAAUCUGCAAUGGCAACGGUAAUGGUAAAUAUGGGACCCGUUCCCUCUUGAUUUUUGAUGUUGACAACUUUCCUAUUUCAGUGUUGCAUUCAUUCAUGAAUCAUUUCAAGCUUCUGAAAGUGCUUGAUCUGCAAGAUGCCCCCAUAGAUUUUCUUCCUGAAGAAGUUGGAGAUCUGUUUCAUCUGAGGUAUCUAAGUGUAAGACACACAAAAACGAAACGACUUCCAAACUCCAUCGGUAAGCUGCAUAAUCUACAGACAUUAGAUCUGAAAUGCUCCUAUGUUCACGAGCUACCUGCUGAAACGAAAAAUUUGCAAAAUCUGUUGUAUCUCAUUGGUUAUUGUUACGAUUAUGAAACUGAUUUUAGUAUAAGCGCACAGAGAGGGUUAAAGUUGAAACAGGGGUUUGGCCGACUACAGAAUCUUCAGAAGCUAUACCUUGUAGAGGCGAAUCAUGGGAUAACCUUACUCAACGAGUUGAAAAAUUUGAAGCAAUUAAGGAAGUUGGGGAUCACCAAGCUGCCAACACGAAAUGGGAAAAUCCUAUGUGAGUCAAUAGCUUCAAUAACCCACCUUCAAUGUCUAGAAGUCUGCUCAGAAGAUGAAAAGGAGACGCUUGAUCUACAGUUUAUGUCAUCCCCCCCUCAAUACCUUCAACGCCUCUACUUAAAAGGCCGGCUACAAAAGAUACCAGAGUGGAUUCCCAAGCUCAGCAAUCUUGUUACGUUAAGUUUAAUGUGGUCUGGCCUCACGAUUGACCCACUAAACAUUCUCCAGCAUCUACCUAUCUUAUCAGAGCUUGUAUUCCAGGAGACAUUUCUUGGCGAACAACUGAUAUUUCAAGCUGCCGGUUUUCAGAAGCUUAAGAUUUUGAAGCUCUACAACAUGGAUACAUUGAUGAAUUUGACAAUAGAGAAGGGAGCGUUGCCUUUAUUAGAAUUGUUUAAAAUUGGUCCUAUCCCAAGGUUAAACACUGUGCCUACAGGAAUCCAAUAUCUAACAAACCUUGUUGCUCUUCGCUUCUACGACGUGUCCAAGGAAUUCGCACUCAGACUACUUCCACAUCAAGGACAAGACUUUUGGGUGGUUCAACAUGUUCAAACAUUGUUGUUCCAUUACCAGAUAAAAGGGGAACGUUACAAGACAUAUACUCAUAACGAUUUGGGAUUUCUUGACGAUUAA
This is a messenger RNA of Beta vulgaris subsp. vulgaris (sugar beet), 2889 nucleotides long. RefSeq names its product disease resistance protein RPM1-like. The coding region runs from base 1 to 2889 and encodes 962 amino acids. Gene Ontology annotation, molecular function: ADP binding. The transcript has a single exon. NCBI's taxonomy places the organism in Eukaryota, Viridiplantae, Streptophyta, Magnoliopsida, Caryophyllales, Amaranthaceae. Gene Ontology annotation, biological process: defense response to other organism. The record is from RefSeq and is a predicted model, not a curated record.